UUAGUGAGUGAGAGCUUAUAAUGUCCUGCGUGUACAUAAGCGCGCGUCUGUUCUUCAGGGUGAGCUGAAUUCAGUCUGCGCGCUCCUCACAUCACGCACCUCUACACGCAUGUGAGCGCUCGAUCUUUUCCUCUCGUGCACUGACAAGAUGCGUGCUCGCGGAGUGUCUUUGUUAUUUCUGACCUUUAGCUUUCUUUUGCAUUUUCUGUGCGUACAUACAAUGACACCUCUGUUUCCGACCGCAUCCAAAGGCACCAAAGUUGGCAAGUCUGCGCCAGCCGAUGGUCAGAGAAGAUCAAAAUACAGCAGAAGUGUAUUGUCAGCAUCACCGUUUUUUGGGAACGCACAACCACGGCGGACGAACAGAGAUUCAGUUGAACCUCACGACUACAUGAUCUCCAUCUAUAAAACUUUCUCUGCGGCUGAGAAACUGGGACUCAAUGCGAGUUUUUUCCGCUCAUCAAAAGCGGCCAACACUAUAACGAGUUUUGUGGACGAGGGUCAAGACGACCUCUUGAACUCUCCACUGUGGAGACAGAAGUACUUGUUUGAUGUAUCAACGCUUUCUGAAAACGUUGAGCUUCUGGGUGCUGAACUGAGGAUAUACACAAAGAUCUCUGGACAUUUCCGAGCGUCUGAGACGGGACCGGUUGAGAUACAGCUUCUCUCCUGUCAAUCACAGGCAGUCCUUGAUUCCAAAAGUUUGGAUCUGGAGAACGUACAUAAACCAAAAUGGGAGGUAUUUGAUAUAUGGGAGAUUUUUAAGGAACGUCAUCAGCACUUUGAGGGGAGUCGCAUUUGUUUGGAGCUCAAGGCCACGCUAGACAGUCCUGAGAGAGAAAUAGACUUGCAAUAUCUUGGCUUUCACAGGUACGGCCGUCCUCAAUUAAAGAAAGCCAUACUGGUCGUUUUCACCAGGUCAAAAAAGAGACAGAGCCUUUUUUACGAGAAGAGGGGUCCUUUGGAAACUGAAAAAGGACCUCAUUCAAAGAACAGGCGGAGAAGGCGGACCACGUUACCUAACCGGCACGGUAAAAGGCAUGGUAAAAAGUCCAAAUCUAGGUGCAGCAAGAAGCCCCUGCAUGUAAAUUUCCGAGACCUGGGUUGGGACGACUGGGUCAUCGCACCUUUAGAUUACGAAGCGUACCACUGCGAGGGCAUGUGUGACUUUCCCCUCCGCUCGCACCUGGAGCCGACCAAUCACGCCAUCAUUCAAACUCUGAUGAACUCUAUGAACCCCAGCAACAUGCCCCCUAGUUGCUGUGUCCCUUCAAAACUCAGUCCAAUCAGUAUCUUGUACAUUGAUUCAGGUAAUAACGUCGUAUACAAGCAGUAUGAGGACAUGGUUGUGGAGUCCUGUGGCUGCAGGUGACUCUAUAGUUCAUUCAUUAGACUGUUGUUGCUAUUAAUGAUGUCAGACGUGUCUAACUCAAGAGCAUGAGAAGCUGCAAUAUCUUUUUGUGUUGAUGUUUUGGAUCUAUAUUGUUCAAAAUCAGAAAACUACUGGAAAAAAUUAAAUAUACACGAGUCAGCGAAUCUCUAACAAAUACUGCAGUGAUACUGGACUGUGAUAUUGUAUUACAUGCACUAUAAUAGAGGGGGCAAAGGAAACGGUCCGAUGUUUUACUGAUCAUUGUACUGUCUGUACUUACAAACAUACUCUAUUAUUAUUAUUUUGUAAUGGAAACCCACA
Messenger RNA from Paramisgurnus dabryanus, 1693 nucleotides. It is a transcript of the gene gdf6b, whose product is annotated as growth differentiation factor 6b. Lineage: Eukaryota; Metazoa; Chordata; Actinopteri; Cypriniformes; Cobitidae. Gene Ontology annotation, biological process: BMP signaling pathway. The record is from RefSeq and is a predicted model, not a curated record. Gene Ontology annotation, molecular function: cytokine activity; growth factor activity. Gene Ontology annotation, cellular component: extracellular region.